AGUAUUUUGAAAUCUAGCCGUUUCGUUUUGAAACAUCGCCUAUAAUUGAUGGGCGGGGAAAAUCAGUAAAGCUAAUAUUUUCAACACUCCUCUCUCUCUCUAAACAGCUUAUCCUCCUGCUUCAGAUUUUAUUCAACUAUUGAGAAAUGGGAGUUGAGAACUAUCAUGUGAUAGAGCUCGUUGGCGAAGGCUCUUUCGGUAAGGUGUACAAAGGAAGGAGGAAAUAUACUGGCCAGACAGUUGCGAUGAAAUUUAUCAUGAAGCAUGGGAAAACUGAUAAAGACAUUCAAAAUCUUAGGCAGGAAAUCGAGAUUCUAAGGAAGUUAAAGCAUGAAAAUAUUAUUGGAAUGCUAGACUCAUUUGAGAGCCCACAAGAGUUUUGUGUUGUUACAGAGUUUGCUCAGGGCGAACUAUUUGAGAUUCUUGAGGAUGACAAGUGCCUUCCGGAAGAACAAGUUCAAGCAAUUGCAAAGCAGUUGGUGAGAGCAUUGCAUUACCUACACUCAAACCGCAUAAUUCACCGUGAUAUGAAACCACAAAACAUCCUUAUAGGGGCCGGGUCUGUUGUCAAGCUCUGUGAUUUCGGUUUUGCGCGUGCAAUGUCCACCAACACAGUUGUUUUACGAUCCAUAAAAGGCACUCCCUUGUACAUGGCUCCGGAAUUGGUACGAGAGCAACCUUACAAUCAUACUGCUGAUUUGUGGUCCCUUGGUGUCAUUUUGUAUGAAUUAUUUGUUGGUCAACCUCCGUUUUACACUAAUUCAGUCUAUGCACUAAUCCGGCACAUCAUUAAGGAUCCAGUUAAAUAUCCUGAAAACAUGAGCUCUAAUUUCAAAAGCUUCCUCAGGGGGUUGCUUAAUAAGGUCCCUCAAAGCAGACUCACUUGGCCUGCUCUGCUUGAACAUCCAUUUGUUAGGGAAACUUCUGAGGAUAUAGAAGCCAGGGAGAUUCGUGCUACAACUGCUGCUGCUAGGGGGUAUGAUGCGUCUUGGAAAGGAGAAGGAGAUCUUCAAAAGGCUGAAUUGCCCUUAUCUAGUAACGAGAGUAGAAACCCACAAUCCCUUCCCUCUACGGAAAAUGGUGAUUUGCAUAGCCUUCAACAAGAUAUUCAAUCUCACACUCCUAGUUCUGCGCUUGGAAAUUCCUCACCAAAGGAUUCACCAGGAGUUACUAGUUAUGAAGAAGAUGUUCAGUCAGGUUGCCAGGUAUUAGACAGAUUGGAAAAUAACUCACGCACAGUUAAAGGUGCAAACUUAAUUGGUCAAGAUAAUGAAGCAUUAACAGUAAUUUUGCUACGAUUAAAAAGUGUAUGUACGAGUUCUCCGGAUUCUCUCAGGGAUCAAGAUCUUAUCUGUUUCAACCAGUCACUAAGAAUUCUUUCAAAUUUAGUUGCCGCUAGUGCUAUAAAUUAUAGCGUACUCAAUGAAAUAAUAUCCGAACUUCUCAGCGCCACUGCUAGUCUGGCGAACUUAAAGUUGGCGGAUAGCAGUGACUUGAUAGCAAAGAGUUUGUUGCUCAUUAAAAAGUUGAUAGACAACUACGGUGGCACUAUUGGGGGCUCUUAUGUGAAGCACUGGGUUUCUUUGGUAGAAUUGUUCUCAAAGGUCGUUGGUUCCGCAGAUGAUUCAUCUGGUAGACUUUUAUACGAAUCCACUGCUUGCAUAACAGUUGUACUUUCCAAAGCAGCUCAGAGCCUCAAAACAUCUGCGCUAGCUGUGACAUCUGAGGUGGUUUCAGGUCCUUCAGCAAUUAUUGAAAUUGUCAAGCAAAUUUUGGACCAUGCUAAAGUCUCAAAUGUAGUUGAACUUUUAUGUUUGUGCUUGGCAAAUUGUGGCUCAAGCUUGAUAUCUGGCUCAUCAAAUUUGUUACGUGCUGCUUGUGAAGCUUGCCGGUCCCUUUGGUCACUAAUUGAUGCUUUGGAACUUCUUUAUGUAAAGGAAAAUACCCAUUUAUUCCCCCUUUGCUCUUUGCGAAGCCAUUCCUUACUACGACUUGAUAUUAGAAAUCAUGAACAAGGUUCUUUGAUCGGGGUAGAAUCGACAAUAGUAAUUGAUGCGGUAACAAGAUCAUUCCUCAGGUCAAAACCCAUACAAGUUGCAGUUUACUACUGUCUACGUCAGCGUGCUGCUGAGCCUGUUCUCUUUGCUGGUACUCAGCUUAUCUUGAGGUGCUGUCUCCAUAGUAGCUCUAUUUCAAGCAUUCUCUGUGGUCUACCUAGUUCUCUGCCUGCUACAAAAAUUGUCAGUGGGGGAGGAGAUGGUACUAUUGUUUCAGAGAUAUUUUCUAUACUAUCUCUAUGUGCAUCCUCCUAUCGAGAUGCACAAACGGCAGACACAAAUAAUCUGAAAUGCAAAAUAGCAAAUCCAGGUAUCUUGGUUGUGCAUUCAUGCCUUGUCCUUGCAACUGUUGCACAGUGCUUGAAAUCUUCUGGAAGAAAUUCCCCAGUGUUUAUGCUUACUUCCAUACCAAAAAAGCAACUCUCUCGGCUUUCUGUUCUUGCUCACCAUAUUUCUUUAGACGAUAGAACACAAAAUUCCUUUCAACCUCGUUGUUCUUCUUCUAUGCUAGCUCUUGCAUCUAUUAUGUCCCUUGAAACUGGUGUGCUAAGUGAAUCCUCCAUUUCGGAAAUAGCUGUGCCUUUAAUCCCUCGUACUGCCACCCUGUGUGACAACCUGAAAAUUCUAUUAGCGGACGAGAAUGGAAUGGUACCCGCCAUCCAGAAUGGUAUGCUUUCAUAUUGGCAUGGAUUUAGGGAUGGGAGCGUAGGUUUGCUGGAAGCUAGACUGAAAUGGGGUGGAGCAUUAGCUGUUCAACAGUUGUGUGCAAGUGGUAUCCCUCAGCUUCUUAUCACUUUGCUAGCUAACAGUCUUUCAGAUGUUUCUGUACAAGGUUCUGAUUUUACGAAAGAUCAAAUCGCAUUAUCACCUGUUGGGGUUGUUUGGACAAUUUCCUCUAUAUGUCAGUGCCUUUCGGGUGGAGCCUUAACCUUUCGCCAGAUUUUGCUUAAGAGUGAACAUGUCAAGUUCAUUUCUGACUUGAUAUCUGAUGUACAUCUCAACUUGUUAAGGUGUUGGACUGGACCUGGUGGAGGAAAGGGAGGAGUUAGGGACACAAUAAAUGCGGUCAUUGAUCUCUUGGCAUUCCCAUUUGUGGCAAUACAAAGUGCACCAGGCUUGGCAUCUGCUACUGCCUCAGUCAACGGUGGCUUUGUUCUUAACAUAAGCUCACCUGGUGGAAGGGUUUGUGCUGAAGAUAAGGAUAUGGUAAAAGCCAUAGAAGCAAGCUUGGGAAAGUACAUUCAAAUUAUUUUGGAGGUAGGAGUACCAGGCUAUAUCCUUCGGUGCUUGGAACAUAUGGAAUUGAAAGAUAGUGCACGGCUUGUUGCAUUUCUUGCUAAAAUGACUGGCCACCGUCCCCUGGUCGUGCAGCUUAUAGGCAAAGGAUUAUUGGAUCCAGCUAGAAUGAGAAGGUUGUUUGAUAGAUCAUCCCCAAGAGAAGUCACAAUGGAUGUUUUAAUGAUAGUUUCAGACCUAGCCCGAAUGGAUAAAGUUUUUUAUGAACAUCUUGAUGGGGCAGAAAUCUUGCAGUUCUUGAAGGAUUUUCUUACCCACGAAGAUCCUAAUGUGCGUGCAAAGACUUGCAGCGCUAUAGGAAAUAUGUUUCGGCAUAGCUCUUAUUUCUAUAGUUUAAUGGCAAAGCAGCAGAUUGUUAAUCUUCUUAUUGAUCGAUGUUCUGAUCCAGACAAAAGAACAAGAAAAUUUGCCUGUUUUGCAAUUGGAAAUGCUGCCUAUCACAAUGACUUGUUGUAUGACGAGCUUAAAAGAUCUAUACCGCAACUAGCAAACUUGCUGCUCUCUGCAGAGGAAGACAAAACAAAAGCGAAUGCUGCCGGCGCUCUGAGUAAUCUUGUUCGCAAUUCAAACAAGCUUUGUGAGGAUAUUGUUUCGAAAGGAGCCAUUCAGGCGCUACUCCAGUUGGUUGCAGAUUGUUCCUUGGUUGCUUUGAACCCGAAUAGGAGAGAUGCCAUUAACGAAUCACCGUUAAAGAUUGCUAUGUUCUCACUCGCCAAAAUGUGUGCUCAUAUGCCUUGUAGACAAUUUAUGCGCUCGUCAGAGCUCUACCCUGUUAUUGGACGCCUUCGACAGUCUCAAGAACCAACAAUUUCUAAUUAUGCAUCAGUCAUUCUCAGUAAGACGUCCGAAACUUGAAAAGAGGAGUGUGAAACCAGAACUGCGUCAUGCCAUCAGUUCAACUCAUCUGUUUUUCAUAACCAGCUGCUGUGGAAAUGCUUCAAGCUAGCUUGUAAAUGAUGUACAUAGUAGUUUACAUUGCAUCAAAAUUUUCUUUUAUUUCCUCUCACAGAGAACAGAAUCUCUUCCAUUUACUGCUCGAGAGCCUAAAUUUGAUUGAGAAAAAGCUACUUGCUUUUAAUAUAUAUGAAGUUUACACAUUUAUUUUUUCUA
Daucus carota subsp. sativus is the source of this 4463-nucleotide messenger RNA. Its product is annotated as serine/threonine-protein kinase TIO. Gene Ontology annotation, molecular function: ATP binding; protein kinase activity. The record is from RefSeq and is a predicted model, not a curated record. Lineage: Eukaryota; Viridiplantae; Streptophyta; Magnoliopsida; Apiales; Apiaceae. The transcript has 23 exons. Gene Ontology annotation, biological process: protein phosphorylation. Gene Ontology annotation, cellular component: cytoplasm. Bases 147 to 4208 code for a protein of 1353 amino acids.